Messenger RNA from Candidozyma pseudohaemuli, 5031 nucleotides. RefSeq lists its product as uncharacterized. Gene Ontology annotation, molecular function: protein binding; RNA binding. Bases 1 to 5031 code for a protein of 1676 amino acids. Gene Ontology annotation, biological process: rRNA processing. Gene Ontology annotation, cellular component: nucleolus; small-subunit processome. The transcript has a single exon. NCBI's taxonomy places the organism in Eukaryota, Fungi, Ascomycota, Pichiomycetes, Serinales, Metschnikowiaceae. The record is from RefSeq and is a predicted model, not a curated record.
AUGGACGAACCAACACGUAACAAGUCUGCUUUAAGCAGUUCGGAGGUUGCGUUCCCCAGAGGUGGGGCCUCGGUCUUGACUCCCUUGGAAAUGAAGACAAUUUCCAACAAGGCCACUGAGGAUGUUCUUUUCGAACAGGCCAAAGGCUCCAAAAGAGCUGCCCCAGAUGCCAUCGAGGCACCCAAAAAGAAGAAGAAGAGCAAAAAGAAGAAGUCCGAGGACGACUCGGCUAAUGACAACGAGAAGGAGAUCGAAAUAGAGCACUUUACUUUCAAAAACUUGCUUCCUGGUGCAGAGAUCUUGGGUCAAAUCGUCAGAAUAGACAAGAUGGAUCUUACAGUUUCUGUCGGAGACAACUUGUUUGGCCAAGUUCCAAUCACACACAUAAGUCCAGAGAUCUCUGAGAUGAUUGACAAGUAUGAAAACGCCAUGGAUGAUUCGAGUGAUGAUGAAAGUGACGACGAGAACCAAACGCAAGGUCUCAGUGUCAAGUCUGAGUUGCCCAAGUUAGACAAGAUCUUCAACAUUGGCCAAUGGGUCCGUGCUGUUGUCACCCCAAGCAGCGAGAACAAACGGAUCUCACUUUCGCUUGAACCAAAGACGGUUAAUGCCUCCAUUGAGGAGGACGAUUUGACUCCAGGCAAUUUCUUGCAGGCCUCUGUCAAGUCGAUCGAAGAUCAUGGUGUCGUUCUUUCCACCGGAGUCGAGAACUUCGUUGGUUUUAUGUCUAAGAAGGAGUUGAAGAAGGCCGAGAUCCCCCUCUCCUCUCUCAAAGUGGGCCAAGUUCUUUUAGGUUCAAUUGUCAGUCUAUCAUCCAGAACAGUAACCAUGAAGCCGGCCUCGAACGAGCCGGUGACGAAGAAGACAGUUGUAUCUGUGAUCAGUUCCAUUGAUGCUGUUCACCCCGGUACCGUCGUCAAUGCCAUCAUCACCGAAAUCAGUGAAAAUGGUGUUGGUGCUAGACUCUUCGGUAUGGUCGACGCUUCAUUCUCACUCCCGCAUGCCCAAGAAUAUUCUGUGGAGAAGCUCAAGAAUCACUUCCCUAUUGGUGGAACCGUCAGGGCCAGAAUCCUCGGAACUGUGUUUUCUGAAGGUGCCAAAAAGUUCCUUUUGUCAAAGUCGGAAAGACUCAUGUCAUUGCAACCCGCACUCAACAAGGAGCCAUUGGAAGCUUUCCCUAUUGGUUUUGUUUUCCAAGAAGGUGUCGAGGUUUCUGGUUCCGACAAGGACUAUUUCUACGUCAGCGUGGGCAGCUUCACAGGACAGGUUCACAAAUCUAAUGUUGACCCAGAUUUAGACAUAAGAAAGCAUUACAACGUUGGAUCAAAACACAAAGCUCGUGUGCUAGGGUUCAACGAGAUUGACAACGUUUUAAUCUUGACGUUCAAACCAAAAGCCAUUGAGUCACAGUUUGUCUCUACCGAAGACAUCCCAGUUGGUGAACUCGUCUCUGCUGCCGAGGUGGUCAAUGUCCUUCCUGAUUCUAGAGGUAUUGUGGUCAAGGUUUUUGGUGAUUUUGAAGCAUUUGUUCCACCUACUCACAUUUCUGACUCGAAACUCAUGUUCCCAGAACGUAAAUUCAGAGUUGGCGGUAAGGUCAAAGCCAGAAUUCUUGCAGCAUCCGGAAAGAAGCUUUUUGCUACCUUUAGAAAGAGUCUUGUCAACAUGGAGGAUGAGACUAUCGUGAAGAGCUACGAUGACCUCAGUAUAGGUUUUAAGACUACGGGUGUGGUCGAGAAGUUCAUUGGUUCUGGCGUCCUUGUAUCCUUCUUUGGAAACUUGAAGGCAUACUUGCCGAAGAACGAAAUUUCCGAGACCUUCGUGGAGAACGCCAAGGAUUACCUCAAGGAGGGCCAAGCUGUCAACGUCAGAAUACUCAAUUUCAACAAAGAGGACAAUAAGAUCACAGUGACUUUGCGUCAAUCGGCAGAGUUAACCAACAAUCAGAUGAGACACCUUGAAGAGGUCGAAGUUGGUAAAACCAUCGCUGAUGCAAUCGUUGUUGAGAAGACUAAAGAAGCAGUUAUCAUCGAGUUGGAUGAGUCUAACUUGAGAGGUGUUAUCUCCACGGAUCAUUUGUCUGACGGCUCUUAUGAGGAGAACAGAAAGAUUUACAAGUCUCUUAAUGUGGGCGAGAAAAUUAACGUUUUGAUUCUUGAAAAAGACUUCAGAGCAAGAGCUGUCAUAGCUUCCGCAAAACAGUCGUUGCUUAAUGCUGCGAAGGUCGGACUUUUCCCAGCCAGCUACGAUGAAGUUCAUGUUGGUACCGUCAUUCCUGGAUUCGUUAAAUCCGUAACUAACAUGGGUAUCUUCGUUAGCUUUGGUGCUAGGCUUACAGGCUUGGUUUUGGCCAAGAACGUUUCAACUGAUCCCUCAGUCGAUCUUUCCAGCAAGUUCCGCAAGAAUCAAUCUGUUGCAUGUAACGUUAUCAGAACCGAUGACGAGAACAAGAGAUUCUACCUCUCCUUUAGCGGCAUGGACGAAGAAGGUUACAAGAAACUCAAUUUGAAGAACCCUCUCGACAAAACAAAGAAAUCCGCAUCUGACUACUCCGUUGGAUCCACAGCAAAAGGUGUUGUCGCCUCUGUUGAACCUGGUUAUGUCAAUGUUCAACUCGCUGAUAAUUUGUUCGGUCGUCUCGAAGCAUCUCAGGUGUUCUCCAAGUGGAAGUCCAUCAAAAACAAGAAGAACCCACUUGCUGUUUUCAAGGAGGGCGAGGAGGUGGAAGCCAAAAUUAUCGGAUAUUACGAUCAGGUCUCCAAGAAGUUCUCUCCUGUGACUUCUUUCACCACAUCAACAGUGAUUGAAUUAUCGGUUUUGCCCAGCAUUCUUGACUCUAAGAGCCCUUAUAAGCCAGUCAGCUUCGAUGACCUCGAGAUCAAUACCGAGCACACUGUGUUUGUGGACUCAUUCGAGCAUGGUGUCGCUAAUGUUUCAUUGAUGCCAGGAACUGUGGGUCAGAUUGCACUUUACAACCUUUCGAACGACAACAAGCUCUUCUAUAACUUCGAAGAAUCAUUCCCAGUGGGAUGUGCCAUCAAGGCGAAGAUUGCCCUGUUUGACUAUGAGCAUCGUGUCAUCGAAUUCAACGCAAGAGAGGAAACUGUCAAGUCGAUUGAGGAUCUCAAGGUCGGCAAGCAAUACCCCGGCAAGGUCUUCAAAGUGGCUCAGAACUUUGUGUUAGUUGAGCUUGCUAAAGGUGUUGUGGGAUACUCAUACAUCACGGACGCAUUAAAUGACUACGAUCACAAGCUUGAAGAGGUGUACAAGGUCAAUACCGCAGCUCUUGCUACUGUUGAAGAGGUUAACACCUCAGAGGGUAAGAUUUUCGUGAGCUUAAGAAACGAAAAGGUUGCUAAAGACAAGCCUGUCAACUCCCUUGAGGAGAUCAAGAGAGGAGAUCUCGUGAAGGGCUUCAUCAAGUCUAUCAGCAAGAACGGUCUUUAUGUUUCUCUUGGCAGAGAGCUUUUCGCUUUGGUCAGAGUGGCUGACAUCUCCGAUGCAUACUUGUCAGACUGGAAGAAAUUCUUCAAACCCCAUCAGUGUGUUUCGGGUAAGAUCUCUCAAUGCAAAUCUGAAGGUCGUAUUCUCAUGACAUUGAAGGAGAGUGAAGUGAAUGGUGACUUGUCGAGUUUCAAAACCUUCGACGAAUUGGAAGUUGGCGAGAACUACGAUGGAUCUGUCAAGAAGGUUGCUGACUUCGGUGUGUUCGUUAAGUUGGAUGGUACCUCCAAUGUUAGCGGAUUGUGUCACCGUUCUGAAAUCGCUGAUACCCCUGUUGAAAAUGUUGUUGCUCUUUUCGGAGAAGGUGACCGUGUCAAGGUGAAGAUUCUCAAGAUUGAUAACGACAAGAAACAGCUUUCUCUUGGUAUGAAGGCCUCUUACUUUACUAACGAUGUCGAGGAUGAGGAUAUGAAUGAAGUUGAAGAAUCAGAAGAUGAAGUUAUGGGUGAUGCUUUCAACGACGACGAAGAUGAGGACGACGAGGACGAGUCUUAUGAAUCCGAGAAAGAAGAGGGCUCAACAUCUACAGCUCCUUCUACUGCGGGCGGAUUGUCAACCAACGGUUUCGACUGGACUGCGUCUAUCUUGGACCAGGCCGAGGACGAAGAAAGCUCCUCUGAUGAAGAAGAAGACUUUACCGAAAGCAACAAGAGGAGAAGAAAGAAGGGUAAGAACCAGGUGAAGGACAGAACCGCCGAAAUGAACGCUAGAGCACCAGAGUCUGUCUCUGACUUCGAGCGUAUGCUUAUCGGUAACCCUGAUUCUUCUGUUCUCUGGAUGAACUACAUGUCCUUCCAGUUGCAGCUAGGUGAGAUUGAGAAGUCCCGUGAGAUUGCUGAGCGAGCUCUUAAGACCAUCAACUACCGUGAGGAGCAGGAGAAGAUGAACAUCUGGAUUGCCAUUCUUAACUUGGAAAACAGUUUCGGCAGUGACGAGUCUCUUGACGAGGCUUUCAAGAGAGCUACACAGUACAUGGACUCUUUGACCAUGCAUCAAAAGCUUAUUGGCAUCUAUGUCUUGUCUGAGAAAUUUGACAAGGCCGAUGACCUUUUCAAGACGAUGGUCAAGAAAUUCGGUAAGGAGACCAGUGUCUGGGUUCAGUACGGCUCAUUCCUCAUGGACCAGAAUGAUAGCGAACGUGCCCACGAAACGUUAGCUCGUGCAUUGCAGGCUUUGCCCAAGAAGGAUCACAUCGAAGUUGUCAGAAAGUUUGCACAGCUUGAAUUCACUAAGGGUGACGCCGAGCAGGGUAGAUCCUUGUUUGAAGGCUUGGUCACUGACGCUCCAAAGAGAAUUGACUUGUGGAACGUUUACAUCGACCAGGAAAUCAAGAGCGAGAACAGAGACCAUGUUGAGGACUUGUUCGAAAGAGUCACACAUGUCAAGCUUUCACGUAAACAAGCCAAAUUCUUCUUCGCCAAGUGGCUUAAAUACGAGGAGGAUAACGGCAAUGAGCAGUCAGUCGCUCGUGUCAAGGCGCUUGCUGUUGAAUAUGUCCAGGCACAUGCUAAGGAGGACGAGGAGUAG